GAUAAUUUUAUUACAUGACACCUGGGGUAAUGUAGAUAUAGUUGUCGAAAGUGUAAUUAUCAUUAUUCCUAUUAUUGGUUCCAACGCAAAAUUGAUUAAUAUCGUUGUAAAUAAUGAUAAAUUUUGACGUCUACUACGACUCAUGAAUGAUCAUUGGAGUGUCUUUAACAAUAAAUAUGAACGUUAUAUUUUGAAAUAUUAUACUGAUAUCGGCCGAAAAAUGACGAAAUAUUAUGCAGCAUAUUAUUGCGCAAUUUUGGGGCUGUAUUCACUUAUUCCAUUAACUCCAAGAAUUUUAGAUAUUGUAAUACCAUUGAAUGAAUCACGGCCAUUGAAAUAUGCAUUUCAAGCAGAGUACAGAGUGGACAAAGAGAAAUAUUAUUAUCCGAUUCUAUUUCAUGCUUAUAUGUCGAAUGUGAUCACUGUCGGGAUCGUGUUAUCUAUCGAUACCACUUAUAUAAUAUGCGUGUUACAUGCUUGCAGUUUAUUUGCGGCUAUCGGCCACCGUCUUGAAAAUAUUGUGGGCCAGACAAAUGUUAAGACUGAUGAUAAUGAAAAAAUAUGCGCAAGAACGCACUAUCAUUUAUUCGUAAAAAGAUAUGAUUCUAUAGAUGAUGAUGAUCGUGAAUUGAUGAUAUGCUUGAGAAAACAUCAACUCGCAUUAGAGUUCGUAAUUUUAUCAUCGAUGAUAAUAAUACUGGAUUCUACAUUCACGUACGUAACGUUUGUUCUACUAUUUCUUAAUGUGCUGAUUAUGAGCGUAAUUGGAAUACAAAGGUCUUUUAAAGAUAUUUUGUCUUUUAGAUACAGUUCAAGAUGGUAUACGUUCUCCAUAAAAAGCAAAAAAUUAUUAAAAAUACUUCUGUACAGAAGUUUCGUUCCUUGUACACUCUCGGCUGGAAAGAUGUUUGUUAUGUCACUGACUAUGUGCAGUUCGGUGAUGCAAACUGCCAUGUCGUAUUUUACUACCUUAGCAUCCUUAGCAUGAAAUAGAAGCGCUAUAAUACAUAUGAUGUUUUUAUCUUUACAAAAUCAUCAUAUUUAGAAGAAUCAUUAGUGAAAAUCCAUUAUACUAUUUACGAAAGAUAAUAAUAAAACGACAUAUAAAAACGCAGUAUAUUUCACUUUAUUCUACAGAAAAUUUAUAAUUUCGUGAUCUAUAAUUUCCUUUCAUACGACUGAAGGAGAUCUGUACAAUAAUUUUGAGUUGUCGGGAAACGGAAAUGUUAGAAAUGUUUUUCGCCGCAAAAGAUAAAUAUUUAAUAGCGAACAGCGACCCUUCUUAUAGAUUGAUUGAAUAUCCACCUAUCGCGGCGCGUAAACGUUUCAAACGUUUUCUGACAACCCAAAAUUAUCGUAAUGAUAUAU
Messenger RNA from Formica exsecta, 1368 nucleotides. RefSeq lists its product as uncharacterized. NCBI's taxonomy places the organism in Eukaryota, Metazoa, Arthropoda, Insecta, Hymenoptera, Formicidae. Gene Ontology annotation, molecular function: odorant binding; olfactory receptor activity. Gene Ontology annotation, cellular component: plasma membrane. Gene Ontology annotation, biological process: sensory perception of smell; detection of chemical stimulus involved in sensory perception of smell. The record is from RefSeq and is a predicted model, not a curated record. The transcript has 7 exons. The coding region runs from base 143 to 988 and encodes 281 amino acids.